AUGCCAGAGGCGGGUAAAAAGUUUGGGCGCUAUUGGACUUUGACCCAUCUCCAAUGGUUGUGCGUGGACCUUGAGGAAGGCGUUGAUGCUUCAGAUAUUUGCCAUCCUAAUACUGUAAUACGACCCGGUGGCUUUUUGGAUAGCACAGUGAAAGGAUACAUCGAUGCGUCGUGGGAAUCAAUCAUUUCAGGAACUACUGGUGCUCGAGAUGGGAUAUAUCGGCAUCUGAAAGACUUAGCUACUGUAAAGCGUGUCGAAAUGCAGUACAAUCAGUCAUCGCCUUAUCCUGCAUCCUCUCCGCCUAAUUACGAGCAUCUCUGGAAACCAUCAAGCUCACCGCACGCCUCCUCUCCGCUGAACUAUAAAAGCCAUGUUCUUCCUGCGCGAAGCGUAUCAGAUACCAGUGCACUCACUCAUAGUCCUUCCCCCACUUCUGGUUCUGAGGAAAGUUUCUCCGAGUUUUUGGAAUCAAGAACGGAAAAUCCUUCAUCCCUAAGCUCGCCUAAGCUACCGCAGAUGGAGAGUGCGAAGGAGAUUCCUCGUUAUGCAAUGAGAAGCCGGGACGUUGAAAUGCAGGACGCCCCAAGUGAAUGGCUGGAAGACAAUUCCUUCAUGUCCGCCGAUGCAAGCUACAAUUAUUCCGCUUACGCUCCCACUCCACCGGUCCCAUCAGCCACGUACCGUUCACAAUGCAUAACGAAACAAGAAGAUACGGAUGAACGAAAUGUAGAGAUGCUAGCUAAUGCAUUCUUUGGCAUUGUAAGAGCUACGCUGGAAGUAGCCGAAUAUAAAGUCAAUCUGAAGUCCCGGAAAUGGGAGUUUGACAUUGUACAAGGGUUAAUAUGA
This is a messenger RNA of Bacidia gigantensis, 846 nucleotides long. RefSeq lists its product as uncharacterized. The coding region runs from base 1 to 846 and encodes 281 amino acids. Lineage: Eukaryota; Fungi; Ascomycota; Lecanoromycetes; Lecanorales; Ramalinaceae. The transcript is spliced from 2 exons. The record is from RefSeq and is a predicted model, not a curated record.